AUCGUUGUCAAACUCAAAGAUUCCAGCUAGCAUGCCGUACGUUCGUCCUUUACGUGGAUUUCAGUUCAUGUCGAGCAUUCGCGGUGUGAAUAGAGGCUAGAAAAGAUCGCUAGUGACUUGUUUUUUUCUGACAGUGGUGUUUACAAGUUGUCCGGACAACAGCAGUGCUUCAUUGUCAUUUUACUCACCAGCAUGGCCCCGUCUGACUUUCGGGGAUUGAUUUUGAGUGAACGGGGGGACGGCUAAUCUGCUCUCUAAUCAAAAUUCCCAAAAUCGUCCACUUGAAGUGAAGUGCAGCAUGUCUCAGUGCAAGAAAUUCGCCCCGAAUAUUUUUCACAAGUCGAAAUGCUCCAACUGCUUUCGACAGAAAGAGGAGCACUCGGCGGAGGCCUUGGAAUGUAAUCGGGCUAGCAGAUCGAUAGCGCGCAGCGGGUAUCUCUUCGUGGCUCCUGACUGGGAUUUUUCAGUGCCACUAAAUAGGACAAAGAGAUGGCAGAGACGAUGGUUUGUCCUUUACGACGACGGCGAACUAAAUUACUCAGUGGAUGAACACCCAGACACCAUUCCUCAAGGAUCGGUCGACAUGACGAAAGUUCUGGAAGUAACCGGCGCCGAACAGAUAACUGGACAUCCCCACUCUUUGGCCCUCACCAGUCCAGAUCGUGUGACUUUCGUGAAGGCCGCAAGUCGCGAGGAUGCCCGUUGGUGGGCCGAGUUACUGGCCGUUUUUCCUCGGCGGCACAAAAGAAACGCCACUUUCCCAGGGGGAAGAGCCUCCCCCAGUCUGCCGCAGCUGGGGAGAAGCGCCAGUCCACAGCCGCCCCGGCCCAGGCAUCUAAGUGUGACUGGCCCUUCACCUCGCACCAACUUCGAAACGCCGCCACUCAAAGAGGAGCGAGAGGCGGCGCUGAAGGAGGAAAAGGCCGCAGUCAAAGUGGAGGCGGGGCCUGAUGCGAAGGAGAUUGAGGGGCGGCCGCCCUUAAGGCUGGGAUGGGCGCCCGAAAGGACUCCUGGCCUCACCAUUGAGAACGGGACUUCGUCCAUUCGGAAAGAUUACAUGGUGAGCUCUGGAUCGCCUCCCACAAGAGACAAGUUGCGUUGUGACGACAAAGCAAGGGCUCGACGUGAUUGGCGGAAUGAGAGAUUGCGCGAUAUCGCCACCGCCCUCACUGAUCGCUCACCCGAAUCUAGUCUGGCUCUGCCAGCCGAAGGCCUUUUGCAUCUGAAAAAAGGUUGGCUAUGGCUGAAAACUCCGGACAACGAGUGGCUGCGCCACUGGAUUGUACUGUGCGGACCCACCCUGAACGUCUACCAAGACCAAGACGAGCAUGGCGUUCCUGAGCUGUGCGUCGAAUUAUCCACAGUUACGAACUACACGGAAAUUCCGACCGAUUCAAAGUACGGCUUCGAAGUCCAAUGGAGUGGGCCUACGUUGACGCUGAGCGCUGUUACGCAAGGCAUCAGAUCCAACUGGAUGCAGGCGCUGAAGAAAGCAGCGCCGAUGCCAACCGAAAGCCCCGCCACGCCAAACACGCCCCGAUCAGUGCUGUUUUCCAGCGACGAAGAGUAUCGGACAGCUUCGGAGGGCGGCCGGCGUGAAAGUGGCGAUUGGAGCGAGCUCCCACCUUCACCUCCCUUUAACCGGCUGGGGCUUCGGGUGAAGGACCGAGCAAGACAAAGGCCGAGAUUACCGCGCUGCCAGUCCAGACAAUCCACCCUGGACAGCACCUCAACCGACGAGCUAGAUUGUGCCAAAGAUUCUUCAGAAAACCACCACAUCGAAUUGGCUGUGUUGAGCGACAACGAGAUCAUCUCCGACCUGCAGAAGCAGCUGGCCAGAUCUGCUCAAGAGGUGAACAACUUGGAGGAAGAAAUCGCCAGGUUGAAGAAACUCCAGUCCGAUGCAGCGCAGCGGGAGAAGAGGGCCAAGGACAUGCUGGCCAGCCUGGAGAAAGCCGAGCAGGAGUUAAACCAAAGAAACUCGCAGAUGGAACUUCAGUUCCUGAAGGAGCAAAAAGCCAUGCAGCGGCGCCUCGCCGAGUCUGAAGAGUCCUCGCGCACCUUCGAGCAAAAGUACGAGAUCCUACUGAGGGAGUUGCAGGCGAAGCAGCAGAUUCUAUGCAACCUGCAAGAGGAACUGGACAGCUCGAAUGAGCGACUGGAGCGCAGCCGGCAGGAAAACGACCGGGUGUACAAAAAGCUGCAGGAGCUGGACGCAAGAACUGUCAAGCCCAACAGCAUCCACAUGGACUCGCUAACUGAGCUGACCAACAUCAACUUGGAGGUCGACAUAGACGAGCUGGGCACUAACGAGCUGAAAGAAUACUGUUUAGACCUGAAAUGCCGCUUUGAAAAAGCGGUGAUUGAAAUCAGGGCGAUUAAAAAAGCGCUGCGCCACUCUGACGAUAACUGUGAUAGAUUAGAAAUCGCCAACCAUAGCUUGAAACAGAGCAUAGAAAUCCUCAAGCAGGAACACCAGGCGGAGGUGAAUCUGCUGGUCGUCAGGCUGGACCAUUUAACUGCGAAGCUGACGGCGGUUGAAAAGCAACUGCGGAUCAAGGCAAAAACCGACGCAAAAGACAAAAGGCGCUCGCUGUCGCUGAAGGGCCGCGAGAACUUUUCAAUCAACAAAGAGGUGGAGGACAAGGUGACUGAAUUGGAGGCCAAGAUACUGACGCUGGAAAAGGGAAGGCCGAAAAGGAGGUUCAGGCGCGAGCGCAGCAGCGAAAGAACGUCCCCAAUAGACGACAAGUCGCUGAGGCGGCUUCGCCGCAAAAGCCUGGACAGCGCCACUUCUUCAGAGCCAAUGAAACUCCUCAUGCGGCUGAGUUCGCUAGAAUCAAAAGUAUCCAACGUGAAUGCCUCUACAGAGUCGCUGAACAUGCACAGCAGCAGCGUCUCGGAUCUGACGAAACUAGCCGAAGAAAGCGACAACUUUGAUGGCAUGUUGAUGUCGGCUAGAGCCAAAGUACUCGAAUGUCUUCACUCGGUGAGCGUUCUCAAAAGCAAACGCUCAUCUCUGAGCUCAGAGCGACUCGUUUUUCUCGAAACCACCUUGAACGAACUAAAUGCGAUUCUAAGCAGCGGCGAUUCGAGAUAUAGUUUAAGUUCGGCCGAGGCCAGCGUCGUCAACGCCUCGGCUGAAGCUGUGGUCAAGCAGCUGCAGCAAAUACUCCUAGAAAAGCUAACGUGUUUAGCUGAGAAGAAAAGACUGUUGUUAGAAAGCGGUAAGUUAGAUGCUAGAGCCAGACUACAGAUCUUGGCUGAAAAAGUCGCAUACGAGAAUGUGCUAGUUGAUAGGAUACAAGAAGCUUUAAAUUCGCCCGUAACAGGCGACGCCAUUUGCACGAGAUUAAUCGACAAAGAAACCAAGGAAACUGCGUAUUUAAUUAUAGCUUUGCAGAACAAGUUGAAUGGAACGAGCCAGAAGCAGCCGCCGAUAUGCAGAACCAGUGCGGAGUAUUUGAGCAAAGUGCUGGCCAAGUGCUUGUUGGCGGUCGGCCAGGGCUUUAAAAUGUGCAAAAACUUCGUGCAGAAUAACGGGCCGUCGUUGCAUAUUCUCUGCGAAGAACAGCAAAAGCUCGAUGUUCUACUGGACGUUUACAAGGCGACAAAGUUACCACAGUUGGCCGAAGCGCUGGCCAAUGAGGCCUACAACAUCUCCACCGACCAGUCCUGCCGGAUUCGGUCGCUCAGCCCAGAAACCACACAGGAGUUCAGCAGAACGGCGACGAAGAUCGUCAACCAGGAACUGAUCCAGUCGGAAAUCAACCAUGUGCUUCUAAGGGCCGCGCAGAUUUAUCAGUCCCAUCUGGAUGCAGACCAUUCGUUUUUCUUCAGUUUCUUCGCUUCUGAGCGGGCUGCGCUCGAACUGUGGUCCGACUCCGUGAGCGACUGCUUGUUCCACGAGAUCAACCAAAGCGUGUCUGAGCUGACGGACCUUUACAGAAACAGCCUGAACAAGCUGCAGCGGCAGAACUGGAGACGCCGCGUCGAGUCGGAACGAUGCAGCCGCACGGCCUCCAACUUGCUGCAUGAAUUUGCCGACAUCAUAGCGCACAAGUCCCUGAUCGACGCCAGGAUUAACGUUCUCAGCGGCAAGUGCAACAUUUCGCAAGACUUUGCAUGCAACGUCGACGCCAGCACGUUGUCCAACUGGCUGGAGAACGAGAAGGGCUGGAUGGGCUUGGAGAGCCAUCCUCUGGUCCAGAUCAACCACAGCUUGGAGUCGGAGUUUGAGUGCAUGCUCGAACGAUUCACCAUGGAGUGUUUUGCCAUUCUGCGACAGCCUGAGCUAGAACAGGUGAUGGUGUACUUGGAGGAGUUUCAAGUGAAAAUCGAAGAACUCCAAGGUUUGGUCAAGGUUCCGAAGGACCAGCCCCACCUGACGGUGGCUAGUUGGAACGACGUGUGCCAAAAAUGUAGAAACCUGCGAACUAGUCUGGAAACGAUCAAAAGCGCCAUUGCAAACAACGACUCAUCAACCAGCAAUGCCAGGCCCGAUAAUCAGACAGACCAAAGACCAGUAUACUUGGGCACCGAGUACCUGACUCAGGUGGAAAAUCUACGGGCAGCCUACCGGUGUGCGCUGGCCUCCUGCAAGGAGCGCCAUCAAGAGUCGGACAUUGAGCAAUUGCAGCAGUUAUGUGAAAAAGUCCUAAGCUCGAUGGAACAGUGGCAUAGAAGAACAAUUCAAGAUCUGCGAGAAGUGCAUGCACAGGAAGUGGAAUUGUUGAAACAGGAAAAGGAACAAGCCUUGGCCGAGGAAACGCAAGCGACGUUGGCUGCUUUGGACGCGAUGCGAAAAGCCCACGUAGCUGAGGUUCAAAGAGAAGUAGCAAGGUUCAAGCAGGAGUUCGCCCGGCAACAACGAGACGAAAUUCUGGACCUUUCGGAGCGAUUGUCUGUUAAGUCGUUGGAAGCGGCAGCUCUUGAAGAGCAGCUGGGCAGCGCCACUCGACAGUUGGCUCAUGCACAGCAACACAUUCUGCAGCUCGAACGGAACCCCCAGCUCUCACCUAUGCAGAACUGACGGUGUGUAUCCGUGACGAGCGCAAAACCCUACUAGUCUUUAAUAAGCCUCAAUACGUAUACCAGUGAAUUAACAAUACUUUAGUACAAUAUUAUCGAGUUAAUGUUUCACCGUUGUGUACAGAUCAUAGCACCCUGUUUGUUUGUUCAUAAGCUGUUUGAUCAAUUAAUACUUUUAUAGAUGUUUUCAACUUAUUUAUACGUGUACCUCAUUCACCCCCCUUCAGGGCCGAUCCGUUCUGAUUCGUUCCAUUAGUCAAUGUGCGACUAUUAAAACGCCAUCGGUUGUGUUCGAUAGCCGGUGUACAAAACGUAUUGGUAAUUUUUUUUGUAACAGUUUAUUUGUUUAUGUGUUGGGUUUAUAUGGAAUGUUUACAAAUGAAAAUAUAUCAGUUAUCAAGUUA
Molecule: messenger RNA, 5435 nt
Organism: Dendroctonus ponderosae (mountain pine beetle)
Lineage: Eukaryota; Metazoa; Arthropoda; Insecta; Coleoptera; Curculionidae
Gene: osp
Product: protein outspread
Exons: 16
Coding region: 299-5032 (1577 amino acids)
Biological process (GO): actin filament organization
Cellular component (GO): actin cytoskeleton
Molecular function (GO): actin filament binding
Source: RefSeq, a predicted model, not a curated record